AUGGAGCAACAAUUGCGCGCUUGGUUACGUUAUUCGCUCGUCUUCGGACUCUACAUAAGUCCAACACCGGGUAGGCAAUACACAAACGACAGAUCAACCGCGCGCAGCAAGCGUCUGGCUUGGCUUGAGCGCAAGCAAAUCUUAACAAAACAACGUUUGAAAGAGAUUUACCUACACCUGCUAUUAGUUGGACUUUGCGUAGCUUAUGUGAGAGCACUAGCUGCGCGUAAGCCCAUACCAGGCUUGGCCAGCGAGGCAGCGUGCACUCUUAUCUACAGCAUACAAGCGUUAUCUAGUAUAGUCAUUGUAGGCGAAGGACUAUGGCGUCAACGGCAGCAGGAAGCAUUCUUGCGACUGCUACACGAAAUUGAAUUUUCACUGAAGCUGCGGCUGCGAGAGGAUAUUAAAUUGGCUUGUUGGCCGUCGCGUGCACGUUGGCACCUGAAAUAUUUGCUUUGGCUAUCGCUCAUCUGCUUCGGCCUUGCGUUGUAUAAUUUUAUGGAUUUACAACAUUUGGGUUUUUUUUGGCACUCCAUUUGGUAUAACAUUAUCAUACGUCUACGUAUCAUACAGUUAUGUAUUUACGUAUUUGCGUUGCGAAAUUAUAUGGAGUGUCUUUGCAUGAAAUUGCAACAGCUUGUUGCCUACCGUACGGCGCCAAGCCAACAGCUGUUGGAUAUUAACUAUGAAAAACUGCAAACUUUGGCAUAUCUCUUGGCCAUUAAGGAUAUAUACGAUUUACUCUAUAAGGCAUUUGAACUGCUCAAUGAAUUCGCUGGCUGGUCACUUUUCAUCAUAAUUACCUGUUAUAUCAUGGACUAUGGUUGUGCGCUAUAUUUUGCGCUGCUAGGCUUUGAGGGCUUUCUGGACAGUUCCGACUAUUAUGUGCCAGCUUUUUGGUGGUUGGUACCUAUGACCGGAACCAUUUGGCAUAUUUGUUAUCUGUGCUAUAAUUGCACGCAACUGGAUCGGUUGUUAGCCGCUAGAUUGCGUCGGCUAAUAAUUAUGAAUUCUUCGCAGUCCAUGCGGUCUUAUCGCACUUUAUUGCAGCGAUUCUCCACACAGUUAGAGCUGCAGUGCAUUAUUGUGACCGGCAGGAAUUUCUUUAUAUUAGACUUGCGUUUGGUAACAGCGAUUUUAGCAACUGUGACCUCAUAUCUGGUGGUGUUAAUACAAUUUCUGUAUAUUUAA
This is a messenger RNA of Bactrocera dorsalis (oriental fruit fly), 1191 nucleotides long. Its product is annotated as gustatory and pheromone receptor 39a-like. The transcript has 3 exons. Lineage: Eukaryota; Metazoa; Arthropoda; Insecta; Diptera; Tephritidae. Gene Ontology annotation, biological process: sensory perception of taste. The record is from RefSeq and is a predicted model, not a curated record. Gene Ontology annotation, cellular component: dendrite; neuronal cell body; membrane. The coding region runs from base 1 to 1191 and encodes 396 amino acids.